AUGCAAAACGGGUUUCUAAAAUAUGAUGAAUGGAAUGAUCUAAUCUGGAUAUACAACUCCAUCUCACCUUCUGUAACAUAUAACAUAUCAGGAUCUUUAAUUGGUUUAAACCAUGAAGACAAGACUAUAAAACAUAUACAUAGCUUGAAAACAAACAGCGACGCCUACAAUAUCGUAGAUGAUUAUAAUUGUUAUUGCGGAUGUUACGAUAACACAAUUAACUCACUGGGUGUUUACGAGGAGUAUCUGUUGGUAGGUAAAUCUAAGGAUUUGUAUGUGGUUUCUAAGGACGGAUACAGAGUUAUGAAAGUGCUGUGUUCAUCAGCUAAAGAAGAAAUAACAUUAGCAAAUACGAUGCAUAUUUCCUGUGCCGUAUUCCCAACGACCAAAAAUGACCCAAAAAUUGUACUUUCAAACAACUCAGACGAGUUGUAUUUUAUUGAUGCGUGUAAAGGACAAAUCAAGUCUAAAUUAAAUGCACAAAUCGAAAACUCAAUGGAAUACAGAGAUAAGAUAACAUCAAUUUCAGACUUCAUGUCAAACCAGUCGAACAGCUCGUGCUAUUAUUCAUAUCAGCCUGAGUAUCCAACAUACGAAUCACCAGAUUAUUCAAGUGUUCAAUAUCCCACAGAAUAUAAAAAUCAGGAUUCAAAGUAUGGACAAUACACCCCAAGCACCUCAAACGACUCGCCAUCAUUUGGAGAAAAACAAACGUUCAGUUUUAGUUCCAUCGCUGAAAAGUACGGAGAUAUUAACUCAAUACCGGAAUUCGUACCAUCAAGUUAUUCAUUUACACAUGAAACAAAUGAAAAUGCAUAUGAACACAAUAACAAUUCUAACGAAUACUACACUUCAAACUCAUUUGGGUAUAAAUCUGCUAAUAGCUACGGAACAUUUGGUACGGGAUAUAAUUACCAAAACAUGCCUUCAACUAAGGAAUAUGUCGAGAGGGAAAAUGGAUCUAUAACCUUGGAGUGGAUACUGAGUGAGAUGAAGCCGUCUAUUAUGCUCCAAAAUGAUUUUGUAGACUCGACUUGUAUAGGAACAUGUUCAGGGAUUUUACACAUAGUCGAUAACAGAAUUAACAAGAUAGUUUCCUCAGUGUGUUCACACAGUAACCCAGUUUACUCAAUUUCAGCCUCCAACAACACGAUAGCAACUACUUCCUGCACAUUGUAUCCGUGCCAAAACACAUGCACAUACCCAUACAACACCCAAAGCUCCUAUAACUCAGGUUUCAUGACACUUUUCGACCCAGUGCUCUGCCUCUACGACAUAAGAAUGAUGAAGAGCUUUAGCAUGGUCUUCCACAGACCACUCUCUAACCUUUUCAUAGUGCCGAAAAGCGAUAGGCUAUUCGCAAUGUCACCCGACGGGAAAAUCUUUGAUUUCAAAAUCAGUACUUUGGAGUAUAAAAUGGCGUUAGAACCAACUACUGGUUCAGGAUUUCAGUAUGGUUUAGAAGUGGUAGGUAACUUAUCGGGUGACAGUUUGGAAGUGUUUGUUAGUGAUUCAACUUACAAUUUUGAGUCUUUAAAAUUACCAAACGAACUGAAAGAGGAUUUUGGAUACAGUAGCGAGAAGUUGCCGAGGAAUUUGUCAGAAAUCCCAAUAUCGGAAAACAGAGAAUACAAUAACACGCCAUUCGCCUCAAUGGUUGGGACCUUUGAAGGAGAUGUCGCACACACAUUCGUGCAAAUGUUCUUUUUCCUGCCCAAACUGUCCUCAAUCCAGUACCACAUUUGCGAACUAUCCAACUGCAUAACGUGCCAAAUAGGGUUUGGACUCCACAACCUUCAAGUAUAUUACGACAACAAUAAGGAAACAAGUAAAGACACCACUGAUAGUAAAAUAAGGAAGUUCUCAAACAACCUGCUAUAUGUAACACAGCUGCAAGAACUCAUGCUGAUUGAAAACGAACCGACGCUGAAGACACCAAUACACCUGUUUCUAUGGGUGCUAGAAAAGAUGAGUAACGAGAUGUACAACUACUACAACAAAAAUAAUCUAAAGGUGACAACCAGCCUGAUAAAGGACCUGUUUUCAUUCUCCAAGAAGACAAUUAGUAGAUGCCGUAACUAUGACCACGUGAACGUGGUUGUUAAUGUGGGAAACUAUUGUGUAGACUAUUCUGAAAGUAGUGAAACACCCAAAAAUAAUAGGACUGUAUCAAAUAACACUUCAUUUGAUUACUGUAAGGAGUGCAACAAGGUAGUUGAAUGUGUAAUAGAAAUAGAGUAUUUGAGCAGUCCCAACUUACUGCUCAUCGACUUCAUCAACUACAGAGUUGAGAACAUUCCCAGAGAAUUGGUCUUCAAUGACCACAAGUACAACCUCGAGUGCUUCUACUUCACACUACCAGCAGAGAAUCUUCACUACAGGUCAUUGGCAUGCAUCAAAUUACCACAAAAUUUUAAGACUGAAGAUUAUAAUUGGAUUCUAAUCAAUGAUGGUAUUGUAAUGUAUGUUGAUGAAGACGAUGAUGUGUUCAACUUUACUAAAAAUUGCAAAAUUCUGCUCUUCGCAAUUUACUCCAAGGCUAGCACAGAAGAAAGUGGUGAGGACAAAAAUCAUAAUGAAAACUUUGUUGGGAUAGAAGAAAUAAUACCCUGCGCAAAUGUAGAAAAUAACAUAGUUUCAAUCAAGAACAGAUUAGUUCCGUUACCCUAUCCCACCAAGAAGAUCCCGGUGCCACCUUAUGUCCUGCUCUCUGAACAUAACAUUGCUCAUAAUCCUCUGGCUCAUAAUAAAAUAAAAACCUUCACUCCAAUAUCAAUCCACGAGUUAAAUCUGAUUCAGGAGUCGAAUUUCAUGUUUGCGCUGGACAUUGAGUAUGUCAAAACUGACUUGAAGAACACCCCUGUCAAUGACAGCUCAAAUGAGAAAUCUUCAUUUAUUGUUAAUGAGGAUGAGAACAAUUACUUGUACUCUCUGGCAAGGGUUACUGCAAUUAGAGCAAAUGAUGAUAAUUUGCAUGGAGUGCCUUUUUUGGAUCACUACAUUUUAAACAAUAAACCUCCCAAGGAUUACAACACCAGGUUUUCUGGCAUCCGUUCCGGUGAUUUGGAGCUCAAGUCUUCUCUACACUGGCUCACAACUCACAAACUCAUUUACUUGAAGCUGAGGUACCUUAUUGAUAAUGGCUGUAAGGUUAUUGGUCAUGGUCUUGAGCAGGACCUUCGGAUUUUGAACAUUUGUGUUCCCAGUGGCUGUGUGAUUGACACUCUGGAGCUUUUCUGGAUUCCUGGUAAGCGGUACAUGUCUCUUCAGUUUCUGUCCUAUCACAUUUUGAACCAGAAGAUCCAGGUUUCUGAGCACAACUCCAUUGAGGACGCCAAGACAUCACUUCAUCUUUACAAGUAA
This is a messenger RNA of Theileria annulata, 3363 nucleotides long. RefSeq names its product exonuclease, putative. Gene Ontology annotation, molecular function: protein binding; nucleic acid binding. The transcript has 4 exons. NCBI's taxonomy places the organism in Eukaryota, Apicomplexa, Aconoidasida, Piroplasmida, Theileriidae. The coding region runs from base 1 to 3363 and encodes 1120 amino acids. Gene Ontology annotation, cellular component: P-body; PAN complex. The record is from RefSeq and is a predicted model, not a curated record. Gene Ontology annotation, biological process: nuclear-transcribed mRNA poly(A) tail shortening.